AUGGCCAAACCUUUCUUCCGACUCCAGAAGUUUCUCCGCCGGACGCAGUUCCUGCUCUUCUUCCUCACGGCCGCCUACCUGAUGACCGGCAGCCUGCUGCUGCUGCAGCGGGCCCGCGUGGGCCUCCCACCGGGCCCCCGGGCCCCUGGCCCGCUGCAGGCCCUGCCCGUGGCCGCUGUGGCACUGGGCGUGGGCCUACUGGACAGCCGAGCCCUGCAUGACGCCCGGGUCAGCCCGGAGCUGCUGCUCGGCGUGGACGUGCUGCGGGGCCCCCUGGCCCGGCCCCGGCCCGGCCCCCGCUGGCUCCGCAGCCGCAACUCGGAGUUGCGCCAGCUGCGGCGUCGCUGGUUCCAUCACUUCAUGGGGGACCCCCCGGGGCCGCCCGUGCUGAGCCCCGAGGCCCCCCAGGCAGCCACCAGCAGCCGAGGUACCUAUAUGGGAUGCUUCAGUGAUGAUGGCCAGGAGCGUACUCUGAAGGGGGCUGUGUUUUUUGACUUGAGAAAGAUGACCGUCGCCCACUGCCAGGAUGCAUGCGCUGAGCGGUCCUACAUCUACGCUGGCUUGGAGGCCGGGGCUGAGUGCUACUGUGGGAACCGACUCCCAGCGAUGAGCGUCGGGCCGGAGGAGUGUAACCACGAGUGCAAAGGGGAGAAGAGCUCCGUGUGCGGAGGGGUGGGCCGGCUCUCCGUGUACCGCGUGGAGGAACUGCAGCCCGGCUCCAGGAAGCGGAGGACCGUCACGUACCGAGGCUGCUUCCGACUGCCGGAGAACAUCACGCAUGCCUUCCCCAACUCCCUGGUACAGGCCAACAUGACUGUGGAGACGUGCUCCGGAUUCUGCUCCCAGAAAGAGUUCCCCUUGGCCAUCCUCCGAGGCUGGGAGUGCUACUGUGCUUACUCUACCCCCCAGUUCAACCUGCGGGAUGCCGUGGACAGAUCGCUGUGUGGCCAGGAAUCUGAGGCCCAGAGGCUGGCGGAGUACUGCGAGGUCUACCAGACCCCUGUGCAGGACACUCGAUGCACAGACCGGAGGUUCCUGCCCACCAAAUCCAAGGUGUUUGUGGCUCUGUCGAGCUUCCCCGGAGCUGGGAACACGUGGGCGCGGCACCUCAUCGAGCAUGCCACCGGCUUCUAUACAGGCAGCUACUACUUCGACGGAACUCUCUACAACAAAGGGUUCAAGGGUGAGAAGGACCACUGGCGCAGCCGGCGUACCAUCUGCGUGAAGACCCAUGAGAGUGGCAGGAGGGAGAUUGAGAUGUUCGACUCGGCCAUCCUGCUCAUCCGGAACCCGUACAGGUCCCUGGUGGCCGAGUUCAACAGGAAAUGCGCCGGGCACCUGGGCUAUGCAGCUGACCGCAACUGGAAGAGCAAAGAGUGGCCGGACUUUGUCAACAGCUACGCGUCGUGGUGGUCCUCGCACGUGCUGGACUGGCUGAAAUAUGGCAAACGACUGCUGGUGGUUCACUACGAGGAGCUGAGGCGCAGCCUGGUGCCCACGCUGCGGGAGAUGGUGGCCUUCCUCAACGUGUCCGUGAGCGAGGAGCGCCUGCUCUGCGUGGAGAACAACAAGGAAGGCAGCUUCCGGCGGCGCGGCCGGCGCCCGCACGACCCCGAGCCCUUCACCCCCGAGAUGAAGGACUUGAUCAACGGCUACAUCCGGACGGUAGAUCAGGCCCUGCGCGACCACAACUGGGCCGGGCUGCCCCGGGAGUACGUGCCCAGAUGA
This is a messenger RNA of Rangifer tarandus platyrhynchus (Svalbard reindeer), 1728 nucleotides long. The record is from the annotation of a GenBank genome assembly. Lineage: Eukaryota; Metazoa; Chordata; Mammalia; Artiodactyla; Cervidae.